CUUCCGCAUCUCUUUAAUCCUUUCGUCUCUCUCUUGCUCGUCUUUCUAUGGCUUCUUACGCCGUUGUUACCGCUGGUCUCAUCCCAACAUCUCCCGGCGAAACCUCCGCUCAAACCCAAACCCCACCUCAAACCCAUGUUCUCACACAACCACCCAUUUCUUCUUCUGAGUCCUAUGAUAAUCCCUAUUUUCUUGCUUCUACCGACCAUACCAGCUUACAACUGGUUUCUGACCGUCUCAGUGGUCCCGUCGAUUUUCACUCCUGGCAUCGUUCGAUCACCAUGGCCCUCGAAGGUCGCAACAAGCUUGGCUUUCUCAAUGGCAGCUUGCCUCGACCUCCUGAUAAUGACCCGAAUGCUCGACUCUGGUCUCGGAACAACGCUGUGGUUAAUUCCUGGCUCUUGAACUCUGUCUCGAAGCAUCUUGCUCCCAGUUUACUAUAUCUCAAGACAGCCGAGGAGAUGUGGUUAAAUCUCACCAAGAGAUUUCAACAAAACAACACUCCUCGCCUCUAUCGGAUCAAGCAGCAUCUCCAGACGCUUCGCCAAGGUAACAUGGAUGUUACCACUUUUUACACUAAGCUAUUCACUCUCCGUGAGGAAGUAAAAUCCAUUCAGGUGACCCCUCACUGUGAGUGCGGUCUUUGCAAGUGCAACGUUGACCAGAAAUGGAACUCGUUCUUUGAAUGCAACUUUGUGAUUGACUUUCUGUUUGGUUUGAGUGAUGCAUAUGAAGUGAUCCGAGGACAGAUCCUGAUGUUGGAACCUCUUCCGGAUCUGGAACGAGCGUUCAGUUUGAUCGUGCAACAUGAACAACAACGUCUCCUACGUUCUCCUACUACCCAUGACUCUCAUGUCUUCCAGACUUCGACUACUCCAGAUCUGGGUAGUUUCUCUGUGGCUGCUUUUCAAGGUGCUUCUGUUCGUGGUCGCUCACGCCCUUACUGUACUCACUGUGGGGGUUCUGGACAUACCAUUGUUCGCUCUUACAAGCUUCACGGUUAUCCUCCGGGUUUCAAAUCUCCUGCCGGACAGAUUUCUCGUAACAACCCACGCUCUAAGAGUCCCCUGUCUCAGCAGCAGAAAUCUUUCUCCACCGCAACUCAUGUCCAGAACUUUAAGGUCAAUGGAUCCUUCCAAGGUCAGGUCUCCAACACUGCUUCCUCUGGAAAGGGGAUCAUAGCUUCGGUGCCAUCAUCUGUUGCCUCCUCACAGGCCCUGAGCAUUGACAACUACACUCCUGAUCAGAUCCGAUCUCUCUAUGCUCAGCUCAACGACAAGUUGAAUGUCUCUGGUCCUCAGAUUACUGAACAAGGAGCCCCAGAUUCCUCUGCCUCAUCUUCCUCUGGAUUUUAUUCAGGGCUGGAUGACUGGUAAAGCGGAUCUGGAUCAGAAUCUCUAUGUGCUGGAUCAAACCUUCAAGCUUGGAAACAUCUCUACUGCUUUCUGCAAUUCGACAGUGACUGAUGCAUCCUUGUGGCAUACGAGACUUGGUCAUCCAUCACUUGAGAUGAUGCAGACUUUAUCUGAUAUUUUACGAUUCCCUAAGUGUUCUACUUUGCCUUAUUGCCCUGUAUGCCAUUUGGCAAAGCAGAAACAUUUGC
Tarenaya hassleriana is the source of this 1603-nucleotide messenger RNA. RefSeq lists its product as uncharacterized. The coding region runs from base 48 to 1376 and encodes 442 amino acids. The record is from RefSeq and is a predicted model, not a curated record. NCBI's taxonomy places the organism in Eukaryota, Viridiplantae, Streptophyta, Magnoliopsida, Brassicales, Cleomaceae. The transcript has 2 exons.